Molecule: messenger RNA, 1122 nt
Organism: Bacidia gigantensis
Lineage: Eukaryota; Fungi; Ascomycota; Lecanoromycetes; Lecanorales; Ramalinaceae
Exons: 1
Coding region: 1-1122 (373 amino acids)
Source: RefSeq, a predicted model, not a curated record
AUGGGUACUCCUGAUGCCGCGAUCAGCGCUGCAAAGGCUGCAACAAGCAGUCACGAUCAAGAUUCUGGGAAGAAGGAGCGAUGGGGCUCAAUUUCUCCUCCCGGGCACAGAAGGAGCAUCUCGGGGAGCCUGUCCGCUUCUCUGGGCUUGCUACGAACAAAUUCGAGCCCUGAUCAUGCUCACAAGUCGGAGACGAAAUCGGAGAUGGUGUCGCCGAUCAUGGAAGAACCGCCCAGUCCGCGGACGGGGAGUGCCAUGGCUUCAGCGGUCCAGCAACAGAGGAAGACCCGGACCCGCAAGGGAUCGUUGCGGAAGUCUGCACUUCUCGGAACGAGCAAGCUGCGCAUGGAGAACAAGGACAGGCGUGCCACAUCCUCGACGCUGGAUGAAGUACAAGCAUUAGACAGACAACAGGUGGAUGGAUUGGGCACUUAUUUCGGAGCAACGAAUGCAUCUAUCAGUCCGUUGACGCCUCUCGACUUGCCUUCCCCUAAGCCCCUUCCAGUUCCACCGCCUGUACCAAUGGUUACACAUCCCGUGCAUGGUGACCCUUCGAAGAUUCUAGAAGUGACCGACGCAGAUGAGCCAUUUCCCGACCUCCGCCGCCCGUUGACGACCAAAUCGUCAACGACAGCUUCGACCCUUACGGACGAUGAUGAAUCUUUAAUCUCUCCUACCGACUUAAUACCUCCAAGUUUGCAACAGCUUCCACUUCCCAACGAUAGCUAUUUCCCCUCCCAGCCACCUCGCUCACGCUCACCCCGAUCAGCCAGUAAGCCUCGUUCGCCAUUGGCAGCGCUCCCACCCGCAACGCCAGCUUCACCACCUUCGGAAUGGGACUAUUCGGAAACCAGCUGGUGGGGAUGGAUCAUCCUCUGUGUGACCUGGCUCGUCUUCGUGGUGGGAAUGGGGAGCUGCUUCGGAGUUUGGAGCUGGGCUUGGGAUGUCGGGGCGACACCGUACGCACCGCCUGAUCUAGAGGAUGACCCCACGCUGCCGAUUGUGGGGUACUAUCCCGCGUUGAUGGUGCUGACUUGUGUGAUGGCGUGGGUUUGGGUCACGAUUGCUUGGGUAGGAAUGAAAUAUUUUCGACAUGCGAACAUUGUUGGUGAAGAUGAGUGA